Messenger RNA from Girardinichthys multiradiatus, 1293 nucleotides. RefSeq names its product Mediator of RNA polymerase II transcription subunit 30-like. The coding region runs from base 296 to 811 and encodes 171 amino acids. Gene Ontology annotation, biological process: positive regulation of DNA-templated transcription. Gene Ontology annotation, cellular component: mediator complex. Lineage: Eukaryota; Metazoa; Chordata; Actinopteri; Cyprinodontiformes; Goodeidae. The record is from RefSeq and is a predicted model, not a curated record. Gene Ontology annotation, molecular function: transcription coregulator activity. The transcript has 4 exons.
UUAGUGAGUGUGUCCCUCGGAGUCUGUUACUGGUUUCACUGGAGCAGCUUUUUAAAACAAGCUGCUGGUUUCCACCCGGGUGACGUUACUAGUGACAUGACUGUAAUCACCGGGUUCAGCCAGGAGGUGGCAGUAGCUCAAUUUAAGGGUCUCCAACAUCAGCCGGAAGUGACACAACGAACCCGCGGCGAGCAGAUGUGAUCGGACGAGGAUCGGUUCGUUCAUAGCUUCAUGCUAACAUCUGAACGUCAGAGAGUUUAAUCAGCUUCCAGCCGUCAUUUCCUGCUUCUACCUCAUGGCGGCGCCCCUCCCUCAGCUGGCCGGCCUCCCCCCGCAGCAGCAGCAGCCUCCUCCCGGGGCGCUCCGGGAGAUCUCCCCGGUGUUCCUCUGCAGGAUCGGACAGGAGACCGUGCAGGACAUAGUCACGCGCACCAUGGAGAUCUUCCAGAUCACGCGCGCCACGCAGCUUCCGAACGGGGUCACUCAGAGCCACGCCGUGUACCAGGACCGCUUCGGGAAGCUCCAGGAACAUCUGCGGCAACUUGCCCUGCUCUUCAGGAAGCUCCGGCUGCUGUAUGAGCGCUGUGUCGAGAUGACCUCUGACCUGCAAGAGGUGCCGACGGAGCUCGUCCCAUAUGUCGGAGAGGAGCUGGUUUCGGUCCGAUCGGAGCCCUGCAGCCCGGGGGUCAUCCAGGAACGACAGGAGGUUCUGGAGAAGGUACAUCAGAAGAACCAGGAGAUGAAGUUUCUGAUGGACCAGAUGAGGAACCUUCUAUGGGAUGUUAACGCCAUGCUGACGCUCAGGAAGUGACACUAAAUGAUGGCGAAUACCAGGCUUUGGACACAGGACCAUCCUCCUCCUCACUGACCCUCCUCAGCCUGGUUUUUCCUCCUGCUCCUUUUCAUCCCUGGUCCUGGUUCCUCCUCCUCAUCAUCACUGACCCUCCUCAGCUGGGUUCAUCCUCCUCCUCUUGAUCCUGGUUCCUCCUCCUUUCAUUACUGACCCUCCUCAGCCUGGUUUCUCCUCCUGUUCAUCACUGACCCUGGAGCAGCUGAAGCUCUUUGCUUCUCUGAGGUGUUUCCUUUCAGCUGGAGGCAGCUAAUGACUCAGUUUGUGUUUAGAUCAGUGUUUUAGAGCUGACAGCAGUUACAGGUGAGUGCCUGCAGGUGGCGCUGGUCUCUUUCCUGUGUGUUUACUGAGCUUCCUGAGUGGGAGGCGUCUCCCUGUUCACUCUAAUGGUGUGUUUUUGUAAACUGAUGUGUUUUUGUAUGAAAUAAACCAUUCUUUUUAAA